AUGGUUCUUCAGUAUGAUGAAAAUGUUCGCAACCUGCUGUAUCGGAGAUCAUGCCAAUACACGCAGGGCGAGCUUGUGGAUGCCGCGGUCCUCGAAGCUGAUCUUGUCGAGAAAGUGAAGAGCUUCGCGAAACGUUUUCCUAACAGUAGGACAGCUCAGGCUUGCAAGGCUGUGGAGGGAUGCACCCCCGACGCUAUCGCAGAAGCCAUCCGCUCGACAUGUCAGCAGGCACGACGUGAGCUUCUACAAGAAGCGAUGACUGGAUGGAGUGACGCAUCCAGAGAGUGGUUUAUGCAGCAGAUUGAAGAAGCCAAGAAGGAGAAGGUCGAGACAUACACCGCCUCAGCAGGCAACGAGGUGACUUCCUUCAUCUCCAUGACUCUCCUGGGCAUCUCCUCGGUGUAUGUCAACCAUGAAGAGAAGCUGAAGAAGAAAUUCGAUGAGAUCGGACUGAUUCAACGAUCCGAGAUAGCGAGUGCUGAUGAGAUCCCGGUGACUGUUUCCUUCCUCCGCAAUGCACAAGCGGAGAAGCUCUGGCAGGGAAGAGAGGACUUCGCGAUCGAUGGUCGCAAGUUCACAGCUGUACAUGUGAGCAUCGGGCACGAUCGAUCUUUCAAGAUUCGAGCCAAGAGCCUGAGGACCCUGGGGCAAAGGGGGCAGCUUGGCAGAGCUGACUCACCUGCUAUCCUUGGGCGGCAUGACAACAGCAGAAAUAGCUGA
This is a messenger RNA of Guillardia theta CCMP2712, 720 nucleotides long. RefSeq lists its product as hypothetical. The transcript has 2 exons. NCBI's taxonomy places the organism in Eukaryota, Cryptophyceae, Pyrenomonadales, Geminigeraceae. The record is from RefSeq and is a predicted model, not a curated record. The coding region runs from base 1 to 720 and encodes 239 amino acids.